Molecule: messenger RNA, 560 nt
Organism: Saccostrea cuccullata (small rock oyster)
Lineage: Eukaryota; Metazoa; Mollusca; Bivalvia; Ostreida; Ostreidae
Exons: 5
Coding region: 3-560 (185 amino acids)
Source: RefSeq, a predicted model, not a curated record
GAAUGUCAUACAAUGGGUUUGAAUUUGUGGUGGAUUCCUGUCCUUUAAGUCAGGAGAAGACAACUGAGGCAGCUACCAGACUGAACUGUAGUGAAGAUGAAUAUGGACGGAGUCGUUAUGUCUGUGUCCCAAACCAAAACCUCACAGCCUUAAUAGAGUUCUGUUAUACGAAAACAAUUGUUGGAAUUUACCAGAAAGGUCACUGUCUGAGAUCGAUAGGGAAUGGAUUUCUAGACCAGAUUAGCUGCACUAACUUUACAGAGGGAUGUCCUAAACAGUAUUUCAGAAGCAUUGACCUGUAUAAAUAUCCAGCUUGUCUUCAUCUUAACACAGAAGAAAGAUGUUUUAUUGCAGAAAGCUCGUGCAAUGCGUCCAAAAUAGUAGAAGCAUCAACAAACAUACUGGGAGCCUUGAAUAUGACAACUGACUACACUAGCUCUUUUAAUACAACAAGAACAACUGUAAAUGAUGAACCUGUAAACGUAGGAGAAAUAGCUGGAAUCGGAGUCACUGUUUCUCUUUUCUUCCUGAUUAUAUUAGCCAUUAUGAAAAUCUGGUGA